AUGACGGACGUUAUGAGUAUACGAGAGCAGCAGCACUGUACUAUGCAGUACUUUGCUGUUGACCUAGCAGCUGCAGCUUUCGCUUCUGCUUUGGUUACUCCUUGGGUUACAGCCAUCGAUAAGCUCGUCUUCAACAAAGCUACCAGCAACACCUCAGUCAUGGGCUCCAUGCGUAAAUGGGCUUCCAAGCCCAAGGCCACCUUUGCCUCGCUCUUCAUCCCUUUCCUCGUCUACUUCGGAACCUACGCCACCGCCAACAUGUUCGACUCCUUCAACGCCGUGCAAUAUGACCUCGACCCAUCCAUCGUCUGCUCCUCCCCCGCCAAGUUUGCCGCUACUACGACCGUCAGUUCCGGACUCAGCAUAUUCAAAGACGCUUACUUCUCGCGCAUGGCUUGCGGUGGUGGGACUCCUCUGCUGAGUUAUGCCUUGUUCACUCUCCGAGAUGCAGUGACUAUCUACGCUUCCUUCAACUUGCCUACCAUGAUUGCUCCCAAGCUUGCCGAGUUUCCUUUCGCGUCCAUUACCCCGUUUGCGGAUAUCUUCAAAUCCGAUGACUCGAGGCUCAAGAUGGCUCAGCUGUUUAUGCCUGCUGCGUCUCAAGUCGUAAGCACCCCGAUUCAUCUUCUUGGUCUGGAUGUGCAUGCUCGCCAAGUUCGUAUGACGAUUCGGGACCGCGUGAGUGUGAUCAAGCGGCACGUUGGGUUUGCUACGCCUAUGCGCAUGAUACGCGUCUUGCCUUCGUUUGGUAUCGGCAGUGUAGCCAAUACUGGGUUCAGACGAAACAUGAUGACUCGGGUGGCCUGA
Fusarium pseudograminearum CS3096 is the source of this 807-nucleotide messenger RNA. RefSeq lists its product as uncharacterized. Gene Ontology annotation, cellular component: mitochondrion. The transcript is spliced from 2 exons. The coding region runs from base 1 to 807 and encodes 268 amino acids. NCBI's taxonomy places the organism in Eukaryota, Fungi, Ascomycota, Sordariomycetes, Hypocreales, Nectriaceae. The record is from RefSeq and is a predicted model, not a curated record.